AUGUUCGGCCGCGUGCUCCGCAGUACGAAGCUCAUGGCGCUUCCUGCUCGCCAAAACGCUCAAGUGCGUCGUCUUAACCUACAUGAAUUUCAAUCGCUCGAGAUCAUGAAGGGAUUUGGCGUCGCAACACCUCUGGGUAUUCCUGCCGACACGCCGGCCGAAGCCAAGGCCGCAUUUAAAAAGAUCCGCGGCGACCGUGAGGGUGUAGAUGUUGUGAUUAAGGCGCAGGCGCUUACGGGCGGUCGUGGCCUUGGUACAUUUAAGAAUGGGUUCAAAGGUGGUGUGCACAUGUGCACAAGACCUGAGCAAGCUGAAGAAUUGGCCAAAAAAAUGCUUGGGGAGACUUUAGUGACCAAGCAAACAGGUGAAAGAGGCAUUAAAGUAGCCAAAGUCUUCCUCAUGGAGCGCGUUUGGAUGCGUCGUGAAAUGUAUUUUUCUAUUCUGAUGGACCGUGCGUCCCAAGGUCCCGUUAUGGUGGCCUCACCUGCGGGUGGAACAUCCAUAGAAGAUGUGGCUGAAGCCACACCGGAAUUGAUCUUUAAGGAGAGCAUCGAUAUCUCCACGGGUCCAACAGAUGCACAAGUAACGCGUCUUGCCAAAGCUUUGGGCGGUGAAGGUGAGGUACUAAAGAAGUUAGAGACACAGAUUAAAAAUCUGUACAAGAUGUUUGUUGGUGUCGAUGCAACGCUUGUUGAGAUCAAUCCAUUGGCUGAAACUCGUGAAGGAGAAAUCUUUGCUUGUGACGCCAAGCUCAACUAUGAUGACAACGCGGCUUUUCGUCAUAAGGACAUCUUUGCGAAACGUGAUAAGACCCAAGAAGACCCCCGUGAAGUGGAGGCCAGUGCUUAUGACCUGAAUUACAUUGGUUUGGACGGUAACAUUGGCUGUCUUGUGAAUGGUGCUGGAUUAGCAAUGGCUACAAUGGACAUUAUCUCCCUAUACGGUGGUUCGCCUGCAAACUUCCUAGAUGUGGGUGGAGGUGCAUCGGAAGCGCAAGUUAAGAAAGCGUUUGAGAUUCUCGAUGGCGAUAACCAAGUCAAAUCGAUCCUCGUAAACAUUUUUGGCGGAAUCAUGCGCUGCGAUGUGAUCGCUGCUGGUAUAGUGGCAGCCGUGAAGGAUUUAGGCCUAAAGAAGCCGGUGAUAAUUCGUUUGCAAGGCACUAAUGUCGAACCUGCGCGCAAAAUCAUUGCCGAGUCGGGUAUCAAAAUGAUUGUCGCCGACGAUUUGGAGGAUGCAGCUGAGAAGGCUGUGAAAAUUGCCGACAUUGUCGCACAGGCGGAAAAAGUGAAAAUUGGCGUUGAAUUUGGUGUGUAA
This is a messenger RNA of Plasmopara halstedii, 1314 nucleotides long. Its product is annotated as succinate-ligase. The coding region runs from base 1 to 1314 and encodes 437 amino acids. Gene Ontology annotation, molecular function: succinate-CoA ligase (ADP-forming) activity; ATP binding. The transcript has 2 exons. Lineage: Eukaryota; Oomycota; Peronosporomycetes; Peronosporales; Peronosporaceae. Gene Ontology annotation, biological process: tricarboxylic acid cycle; succinyl-CoA metabolic process. Gene Ontology annotation, cellular component: succinate-CoA ligase complex; mitochondrion. The record is from RefSeq and is a predicted model, not a curated record.